UGUUGGCUUUCUGUUUAAAAAAACAGCAGGCUGGCAAUUUUGAAGGGACAGCAACAAAGUGAUGACCAAGUGCCAAGUGACAGCUGUCCUUAUUCACGAGAUUGAACAAGAAUUGGAUGAAGAAGAAGAAGAGAUGAUGGCUUUUUUGUGCCGAGACCUUGCUCCUGACUUAGCAAAUGCUGACCUUAGAAAGCUCUUGGUGGCUUUGAUUGAGAGGGGGAAAUUGACUUUUCUUGGCUUGUCUGAGUUGUUGUAUAGAGUUAAGAGGUUUGACUUGCUGAGAAGGAUCUUGAAGACUGAGAAGGCAACAGUGGAAGCUAACCUUGCCAGGAGUCUCAGACUUGUCCCUGAUUACAGGGUACUAAUGGUAGAGAUUAACGAGAAUCUGGAAAAAGAAGAAGUGGGUACUCUUGUUUUUCUACUCAGAGAUUAUGUACCUCGUAUGAAAAUGGCAAAAGAUAAGAGUUUUCUAGCGCUUGUGACUGACCUGGAGAAACUAGAUUUGGUAGCUCCUAAUCAACUGGAUCUGAUGGAAAGUUGUUUUCAAAGCAUUCACAGGAUAGACCUGAUUAAGAAGAUUCAGAAGUACAAACAUGAAGCUGUAAUAUGCUGUGUUCAUUCUCAGUCAGCAUAUGUCAAUGCACUUCAGGCAUCUCUCCCUAAUCUCAGUCUGAUUGAUCUUCCUUAUAAUUCAGGGAUCCAGAAUGUGAACAAAGAAAAAUCACAAAAUGGACAAACUUUUAUUCUAGCAGAACCAGUCCACAUGUCCAUUCAGGAAUCAGGACCAGCAUCAUAUAAGGUGUUUGAUGAUAAGUACAGAAUGCAAAGUCAGCCUCUAGGGAUAUGCCUGAUAAUAGACUGUGUUGGCAAUGAUGCAGGUAUGUUGGAAGAGACCUUCAGAGGCUUAGGCUAUGAUGUUCAUUGUCACAAAUACUUAAAUACGAACAGCAUGAGUCGCACAUUGUUUCAAGUUGCAAGGUUGCAAAAGCACAGAAACUAUGACAGCUUCAUCUGCAUAUUAGUCAGCCGUGGAAAUUCCAAGAGCAUAUUCUGUACAGACCAUACCUUUUCUGGAUUCCCUUUGGAACAAGUAAAGAAAUACUUCAGAGCAGACUCAUGUCCUGAACUCCUAGGAAAACCGAAGCUUUUUUUUAUUCAGAGCUACAUUGUGCCAGACAAUGAGCAAGAAUGUACUAGUUUGUUGGAAGUAGAUGGGAAUAAUGAGAACAUCUUAGCUAAUGCAGAAACCCCAUGGCAAGCCACUAUUCCCCAACUAGCAGACAUCUUUUGGAGUCACUGCAAGGUGAAUAUGUCUACACUAGAAAAAUCUCGAAAUUCAUCCUCAUAUUAUCUGCAUUGCCUGGCUGAGCUACUCUGCAGUCCUCAUAAAAGGUAA
Nestor notabilis (Kea) is the source of this 1396-nucleotide messenger RNA. It is a transcript of the gene CFLAR, whose product is annotated as CASP8 and FADD-like apoptosis regulator. NCBI's taxonomy places the organism in Eukaryota, Metazoa, Chordata, Aves, Psittaciformes, Psittacidae. Gene Ontology annotation, biological process: proteolysis; negative regulation of extrinsic apoptotic signaling pathway via death domain receptors. Gene Ontology annotation, molecular function: cysteine-type endopeptidase activity; protein binding. The transcript is spliced from 8 exons. The coding region runs from base 62 to 1396 and encodes 444 amino acids. The record is from RefSeq and is a predicted model, not a curated record.